AUGAACAGAGGAUUUGGAAGAUUCAAAUCAAGACGUGAAUACUGGAGUACUUUCAUAUGCCUAGCAUUGAUUGCUCUGGCCGCUGCUGCAUUCAUGCUCUUUCCGAUGGUCCUUGGGGGGCAUGCCCUGCACAGUGAGCCCAGCACAGACGGCUUCCACGCAAUAAAUUCCAUUGAAGGCGCAGGCAGCACAGACGGCGUUCAAGCACGGGCAGACAGCCCUUCCUAUUUGCAAAGCCCAACAGCACCCGAGAAAAGACUGCCUGCCGGCGAGCGCAUUAAAAGGGCCUUCCAGCAGUCAGAGGGAAAGGGCUUUAUGAAGUUCCUCUCUAGUCUGGGCCCAGGCAUUCUUGCCAAGAAGGCUGCACUGUGCGAAAUAUCGCAGGCUCCAGAAAAGUACGCGCACUUAGAACAGUUUGGCGGCGCAAUAUAUCCUCUGGCUUUGCAGACCCUGCGCUUUAUUGAGGAGUUCUCCCUGCAAAGCUUCACCCCCGCAUGCUUUGACCGUGUCGCACAGGAGCCCGUAUCCUCCGCUGCGCUCAGCAAAAACGCCUCCUUCUAUUUAGAAAGUGACUUGGCGAAAGAAAAAAGAGACAGAGGCCUGGCGGCCUGGGAGGGCAUGCAGCUGGGCGAGGAGCUGCAGAGUCUUUCUUCUGCUGUGCGCUUUUUCUUCCGGAUGCCCGGAGUGUUCGGCGACCUCCUGGAGAUGGGAGAAAGCAGCCCACUGGCUGCCCCAAGCGGCAGCUCUUUGAGGCACUUGCCAUCCCUGCAGCGCUUGAGUUGCGUGGCCCGCGGCGUGCUAGCGCUGCAGGAGCGCGCAGGCAGCGCAGAAGAGGCAGAAAAAUGCUUCAAAAAGGAGCUGGAGGCGCUGAAGGAGCACAUAAGCAGCCUUCCAUGUAAUUUUCAGAAAAUCUCCCCCAAGCUUUCGAAUGAGGUGUUUCUUCCAAUACUUCAGGCUAUUUGGGCGUUCUACAGAAAGCGCCCAGACCCCGGGGCAGAAAAAGCGCUUGUCGGAAGGCCCGUGUUUUUCCCAAAAGAAACACAAAUAAGCAUAUUCAAGUGGGAAAAAAAAACCAACACUAUCCUUUACGACCAAACCCACCCGUCGGAAAACAACAGCGCCCCGGAGUUUUCGCUCCUUUUUGCGCCCAGUGGAGUCUCUCUGCAGAGCGUGUGCUACGUGGACAACGAAGAGCAGGUGCGGAAGCCCGUCGUAAUUGUGCAGAGCAGAGCGCAAAUUCUCUGCAAAGAGGUUGUGAAAUACAUUGCAGCCAUGUACAAGAAGCCGCAGAAGCAAAUACAUGUGUUUUCAAUCAGCCUGCAAACGCAUGCCCUAACCCGAAAAGACCCAGAAAAAACUGCAUACUUCAGCGCAGACAAAGACAGCGCAGAGCUUCUGGCCUUCUACUACAUAGCGAAAAAGGUGUGCAAAGGCGCAAGCUUCACGCUUGCAGAGUUUAGGCCGCGCAAAGCAGAGGGCGCAGAGCAACGGAGGAGGGUUGUAUACCUUCCGCUGUUCCUUAGCGACAUGAUGGCCAGUGCCAUACCAAUGUCCCAGCAUGCGGGCAGCAAGGACAUUUCCGCACCGGGGGGCUUGGAGCGUGUCAAAAGAAUACAAAAUGUGCACAACGCGCUGCCGCUGGUGCUUUUGCACAGCGAUAAAAGCGCCGAAAGCCACUACCAAUCAAACACCGCCGAGCUGGGUGAUGUGCACGCUCUGGAGCUAGACAUGUGCUACGCUAUGUCCUCCAUUCGGGUUAUCUGCGAUCCAAGCGUGGAAGAUUGCGAGUUUAUUUCGUACAGAACCCGGAAAGUCGAGAAAGAGCAAAGCCAUCUUGUCUGCAUAGGAGAAAGCGCCAGAGAGCUGCUGAAGCAGGGCGGCCUGCGCGGCGUCGUUCUGCGCGCUUUGAUGGAGUAG
Molecule: messenger RNA, 1917 nt
Organism: Nematocida major
Lineage: Eukaryota; Fungi; Microsporidia
Exons: 1
Coding region: 1-1917 (638 amino acids)
Source: RefSeq, a predicted model, not a curated record